Messenger RNA from Elgaria multicarinata webbii, 1025 nucleotides. RefSeq names its product cuticle collagen 2-like. NCBI's taxonomy places the organism in Eukaryota, Metazoa, Chordata, Lepidosauria, Squamata, Anguidae. The record is from RefSeq and is a predicted model, not a curated record. The coding region runs from base 51 to 803 and encodes 250 amino acids. The transcript is spliced from 2 exons.
UCAGACUUAGAGGAGGAAAACACUGCUGCUGCUCCUCAUAGGCCUCCAGGAUGAACUGUGGUAGCCGUGGGCGAUGGCCCUUUCUUGGCAUGACUCCCGCAGUCCUUCUCUUGGUUCUGUGUCUCCACCUGCAAGGCUCGGCGUCCAGAUGCAUCGAUAUAGCCUUGGGGCAAGACCUGCAGCCUUUGCCUCCUGGUGUGCAACGAUGCUCCAUUCCCAGCGGGCUUCUCCAACCUGACGUCUCAUCACUUGGGGGAGGAGGAGGAGGAGGAGGAGGCGGCGUCAAUGUGGGAGACACCCGCGUAGUGGGCGGCAUGCCCGCCACCUCUGGGGGCCUUGCAGGUGGCUCUUCUACAGGCCUCCCCAGUUCACCAGGGAAUAGCCCAUUCCAGUAUGGCAAGCCAGGAAACCCCAGCCAAGGUGGCCCUGGCCCUGUAGGCCCUGUUCAGUACGGGGAUGAGUCUUAUGGAGGGACAAGCUUUGGCAUCCGGAAGAACGGCCCCCGGGGUUUCCCACGCCCAGAAUGGAAGGCUCCUGGCAUCCCCUACAUUCCCACUGCCAGGGAACGGGGUGGGGGCUAUAUCCCAAUAUCAAAGGAGACGCCCCGGUAUUUUCCCAAUGCAGUUCCACUCGGUGGUGGAGCAGGCUCGUCCUCUUCAACCUAUAGCGGCAGUUCCAUAGCAUCAGGGCCGAGGGGCAGUGACGACGGCAGCUAUGGUCCUGUACCCGAAGGCCUGCAGCCUGGCGGACAACGUGGGGGAGCCAGCGGGGAACGUGGACCCCUUUGCGAUCCCAAUUGUUAAGGGGCACUGAUUGAUCUAAUUGUUGGGUACUUGAGGUGGACAGAAUGUCUGGCCUAUAUAGUUCAUAGGAGCGAUGAGGCAGUGGAUAAAAGCAAGUAACUAAACUACGUCGGGAGAAGCAUGUGACCUGGAGCAGUCUUGGCUCAAAAUUUAGGAAAUCGGCCCAUCCCUGCUUCUAAAAAGAAAAAGUUGGCUACCUAUUACUACAAGCUUAAAACAGCU